Fusarium vanettenii 77-13-4 is the source of this 1416-nucleotide messenger RNA. RefSeq lists its product as uncharacterized. Bases 1 to 1416 code for a protein of 471 amino acids. The transcript is spliced from 4 exons. The record is from RefSeq and is a predicted model, not a curated record. Gene Ontology annotation, biological process: peptidyl-lysine monomethylation. NCBI's taxonomy places the organism in Eukaryota, Fungi, Ascomycota, Sordariomycetes, Hypocreales, Nectriaceae. Gene Ontology annotation, molecular function: protein-lysine N-methyltransferase activity.
AUGACUGUCGCUUCCACUCAGCAAGAGCAGGAUGAGUACUCCAGUAAUGCUGAGGAGCGUUAUGAGAGGUUCAUCCAGUGGACUAGGCAACAUGGCGCAUACUUUCACCCUUCUCUGACAUUUGUCGUCACCCCGAACCGGGGCGCCGAAGUGCUGGUCACCGGCCAGGCGAUCCAACCUUUCGAAACAUUGUUCAAAGUCCCCUACGGUAUCAGUCUAUCAUACUUCAAUGCCGUUUCUGCCGGCAUUCCCGGAUCACCCUACCAACCCCACUCAAAGCCAUUGCCGGAAGAGUUUCUGGAGAACACCUCUGACCAUGACACCGUCAACGCUAUCUUCCUGGUUCAGCAGUACUUGCUGGGUGAGCAGAGUUUCUGGUACCCGUACAUCCAAAUCCUUCCUCAACCCGACGAUGACAAGGACAGUGCGAUCCCUCUGCUGUGGCCAGAAUCGGACCUCUUAUGGCUUCGAGGCACGCAUCUAGAGGAGGCCGUAUCCAAGCAGAAAGUAGACCACGUCAAGCGGUGGACUGAGGCUAUGGAGACUCUCCAGAAAUACGGCUGGGAUCCGUCUCAAUUCACCUUGGAACUUGGCCUCUGGGCAUACUACUGCUUCUACUCCCGGUACUUUUGGUCCAUCAUCCUCGAACCGGACGUUGCCAAUAUUAAGCCCGAAUUCCAACAUCUGGUCAAGGCUGGUAUGAACUUGGAUGACACAGCGAAGAUUCUACUUCCAAUUCUGGAAACCUUGAACCAUGCCCAGGAGACAAACACUGAGUAUAACUUGGAUGACAAAGGCUUGUCCGUAAGCAAGAACAUAGAACUGAAGCCGGGCGAUCCGUUUUACAUUGCAUAUGACAAGGAGACACAGAGAUUCAAUAACACGGUUUUGCUGAAAGAUUUUGGGUUCAUUCUUCCAGACAAUGAAGCCGCGGAGCUCGUGCUGUCCUCUCCUUUCGAUCUGACCAGACCAAUGCACCUGGACCACUGUGUUUUCGGCUCCGCUGCCACAGUUGACGACCCCUACUGGACUUCCGAGGAUAAAUAUCUCUCGCUUCUCGCUGUGAGGUCUCCAUCUCUUGACAGUCGCGGCCCGAUCAACCCAGGUUACCCUGUACGCUGGCUGAGGCACUUUGAUCCGACAUUCGUUUCCAUAGUGUCUCUUAGAGUAGCCAACCUUGCUGAGAGGGCCACCUUAAGACUGGAUCCACAGAAGAUUCCCUCUGAGAGAAAUGAGCAAGCCACGGUCCAGUUCAUAUCUGGAUGCUUGCAUGCCAUGCUAGGAGAGAUAGACCAACACAGAAGGGCUUUGGGGGAGCCACAGAAUGAAAGGCAACGACGAGCUGAUGCAUAUAGACUGGAGCAGAAAUCAAUUCUUGAGGAGGUUCUUCAGGAUCUAUAUCGCGAUGGGCCAUGA